Molecule: messenger RNA, 11189 nt
Organism: Cuculus canorus (common cuckoo)
Lineage: Eukaryota; Metazoa; Chordata; Aves; Cuculiformes; Cuculidae
Gene: SORL1
Product: sortilin related receptor 1
Exons: 48
Coding region: 120-6602 (2160 amino acids)
Biological process (GO): protein targeting to lysosome; protein retention in Golgi apparatus; post-Golgi vesicle-mediated transport
Cellular component (GO): Golgi apparatus; membrane
Molecular function (GO): protein binding
Source: RefSeq, a predicted model, not a curated record
GGUGUUUGGCAGCCGCAGGGGUGCCCGCAGCCCCCUCCCCAUCCCGAGGACGCCGCUUUCCCAUUGCACAUUCUCUCCGGGCGGCGGCGCCGCCUCCGCUCGGCCCCGCCGGCUCGAAGAUGGCGACGCGGCGCAGCCGGGCUGCCCCGCUGCCCCCGGUGCUGCCGGCCGCCCUCCUGCUGCCGCUGCUGCUGCUGGCGGGCGGGCACCGCGCCCCGACCGGGCCCCUCCGCCUCUACGGGCAGGUCAGCCUCAAUGAUUCCCACAAUCAGAUGGUCGUUCACUGGGCAGGAGAGAAGAGCAACGUGAUCGUGGCCUUGGCCAGAGACAGCCUGUCUUUGCUGGGUCCCAAAAACAGCGAUGUUUAUGUUUCGUACGACUAUGGGAAGGGUUUUAAGAGGAUUUCAGAGAAGUUCAGCUUUGAUGGGGGGAACAGCAGCGAGGUGGCCAUCGCCCAGUUCUACCACAGCCCAGCCGACAACAAGAGGUAUAUCUUCGUGGAUGCCUUUGUCCCGUACCUCUGGAUCACCACUGACUUCUGCAACACCAUUCAGGGCUUCUCGAUUCCCUUCAGAGCAGCAGACCUCCUCCUGCACAGCAGAAACCCCAACCUCCUCCUGGGCUUUGACAGGGCUCAUCCUAAAAAACAGCUCUGGAAAUCAGAUGAUUUUGGCUGGACCUGGAUAAUGAUUCAGGAACAUGUGAAGACUUUUUCUUGGGGAGUUGAGCCCUACGAUAAGCCAAACACGGUGUACAUUGAGCGGCAUGAGCCUUCUGGGGCUUCGACUGUCAUUCGCAGCACCGAUUUCUUUCAAAGCCGAGAAAAUAAAGAAAUAAUCCUGGAAGAUGUUGAAGAUUUCCAGCUCAGGGACAAAUACAUGUUUGCAACAAAGUCAGUGCAUUUGCAAGGCAGCUCGCAGCCACCUUCAGUCCAGCUCUGGGUUUCCUUCAACCGCAAGCCAAUGCGCGUGGCACAGUUCGUAACCAAGCAUCCAAUUAAGGAAUAUUAUGUUGCUGAUGCCUCAGAGGACCAGGUGUUUGUGUGCGUCAGCCAUGAUGACAACCGUACCAACCUCUACAUCUCGGAGGCAGAAGGCCUGAAGUUCUCUCUGUCUUUAGAGAAUGUUCUGUACUACAGCCCGGGAGGGGCUGGAAGUGACACCUUGGUCAGGUACUUUGCCAACGAGCCCUUUGCGGACUUCCAUCGCGUUGAAGGCGUGCGUGGCGUCUACAUUGCCACCCUGAUCAAUGGCUCCUUCAGCGAGGAGAACAUGCGCUCCGUCAUCACCUUUGACAAGGGGGGCACCUGGGAGCUGCUGCAGCCACCAGCACAGACGCGCUACGGCGAGCAGAUUGACUGCGAGCUUUCUCAGGGCUGCUCUCUCCACCUGGCCCAGCGCCUGAGCCAGCUUCUUAAUUUCCAGCUGCGUAGGAUGCCCAUUCUCUCCAAGGAGUCGGCGCCUGGACUGAUCAUCGCCACUGGCUCUGUUGGCAAGAACAUGGCAAGGAAAACCAAUGUGUAUGUGUCGAGCAGCGCUGGAGCAAGGUGGAGAGAGGCGCUGUCUGGACCCCACUAUUACACGUGGGGUGACCAUGGUGGCAUUCUCGUGGCCAUCGCACAAGGCACCGAGACCGACCAGCUCAAGUACAGCACAAAUGAAGGGGAAACCUGGAAAACAUUCACUUUCUCUGAGAAGCCGAUGUUUGUGUAUGGCCUGCUUACUGAGCCGGGGGAGAAAAGCACCAUCUUCACUAUCUUCGGCUCGUACAAAGAGAAUGGCCACAGCUGGCUGAUCCUGCAGAUCAACACCACUGACGUGCUGGGGGUCCCUUGCACAGAGAACGACUACAAACUGUGGUCGCCCUCCGACGAGCGAGGCAAUGAAUGCUUACUGGGGCAUAAAACCAUUUUCAAAAGGAGGACCCCUCAUGCGACCUGCUUCAAUGGGGAAGAUUUUGACAGGCCUAUCAUGGUCUCCAACUGCUCUUGCACAAGGGAAGACUUUGAAUGUGAUUUUGGCUUUAAACUGAGCGAUGACUUAUCAUUAGAAAUUUGCGUCCCUGACCCUGAAUUUGCUGGGAAACCAUAUGACCCACCAGUCCCCUGCCCCGUUGGCUCAACGUACAAGAGGACUCGAGGCUACCGGAAGAUCUCUGGGGACACUUGUACAGGUGGAGACAUUGAGUCACGGCUCGAAGGGGAGCUGGUACCAUGCCCACUGGCUGAGGAGAACGAGUUCAUUCUCUAUGCCACCCGCUACUCGAUCCACCGCUACGACCUCGCCUCCGGCGUCAGCGAGGAGCUGCCCCUGGCCGGGCUGCGAGGGGCUGUUGCUCUAGACUUCGACUACGACCACAACUGCUUGUACUGGGCUGAUGUCACUCUUGACAUUAUACAGCGGCUUUGUCUCAACGGCAGCUCUGGGCAAGAAAUAAUCAUAAGCACCGGGCUGGAAACAGUGGAAGCUUUGGCCUUUGAACCUCUCAGUCAGUUGCUGUACUGGGUUAACGCCGGGAUUCCCAAAAUUGAGGUUGCCAAUCCAGAUGGAGACCUGCGACUCACCGUCCUCAAUUCCUCAAUACUUGAACGACCCAGAGCCCUCGCCCUCGUUCCCCGAGACGGGUUGAUGUUCUGGACAGACUGGGGGGACUCCAGAGCUGGCAUUUACAGAAGCGACAUGGACGGGUCAUCAGCCAGGUGCAUUGUUUCAGAGGGUGUGCGGUGGCCGAAUGGCAUUUCUGUGGAUGAGCACUGGAUCUACUGGACCGAAGCUUACAUGGACAGGAUUGAGAGGGUUGAUUUCAACGGGCUGCGGAGAUCUGUGAUCCUGGACAGCCUCCCUCACCCCUACGCUAUUGCUGUAUUUAAGAAUGAAAUCUACUGGAACGACUGGUCACAGCUGAGUAUUUUCAGAGCAUCCAAAACCAGCGGCUCAAGAAUGGAGGUCUUAGUUGGCCGAUUAAAUGGGAUCAUGGACAUGAAAAUCUUUUACAGAGGAAAAACAACAGGGCAGAACGCCUGCAUCACCAAGCCCUGCAGCCUGCUCUGUCUGCCCAAGUCGAACAACGGCAGGAGCUGCAAGUGCCCCGAGGGGGUGUCCAGCACCAUGUUGCCCACAGGGGAGUUGAAAUGUGACUGUCCUCAUGGCUACAUCAUGAAGAACACCACUUGCAUAAAGGAAGAAAACACGUGUCUGCCAAACCAGUACAGAUGCUUCAAUGGAAACUGCAUAAACAGCAUUUGGCAGUGUGACAACGAUAACGACUGCGGGGACAUGAGCGAUGAGAAGAACUGCCCCACCACCGUGUGCGACACUGAGAACCAGUUCCGCUGCCAGGGCUCAGGGACCUGCAUCCCGCUGUCCUACAAAUGUGACCUGGAGGAUGACUGCGGAGAUAAUAGCGAUGAAAGUCACUGUGAGGCUCACCAGUGUCGAAAUGAUGAAUUCAGCUGCAGUUCAGGGAUGUGCAUUCGUCUUUCCUGGAUGUGUGAUGGAGAUAACGAUUGCAGGGACUGGUCUGAUGAAGCAAACUGCACCGCAGUAUUUCACACCUGUGAGGCCUCCAGCUUCCAGUGCCAGAACGGCCACUGCAUCCCGCAGCGCUGGGCCUGCGACGGAGAUGCCGAUUGCCAGGACGGUUCCGAUGAGGACCCAGCCAACUGUGAAAAAAAGUGCAAUGGCUUCCAGUGCCCGAAUGGCACUUGCAUCCCAACCAGCAAACACUGCGACGGCAUCAACGACUGCUCUGAUGCCUCAGAUGAGCAGCACUGCGAACCCCUGUGCACCCGCUACAUGGAUUUUGUGUGCAAGAACCGACAGCAGUGCUUGUUCCACUCCAUGGUGUGCGAUGGCAUCAUCCAGUGUCGAGAUGGAUCAGAUGAAGAUGCUAACUAUGCUGGCUGCUCCCAGGACCCUGAGUUCCACCGGACCUGUGACCAGUUCAGCUUUCAGUGCCAGAACGGCGUGUGCAUCAGCCUGGUGUGGAAGUGCGAUGGGAUGGAUGACUGUGGCGAUUACUCCGAUGAAGCAAACUGUGAAAAUCCAACGGAGGCUCCAAACUGCUCCCGGUACUACCAGUUCCAGUGUGGGAAUGGGCACUGCAUCCCCAAUCGGUGGAAGUGUGAUGGGGAAAAUGACUGCGGGGACUGGUCUGAUGAGAAGGAGUGCGAGGGUUCUCCUGUUCAUCCCGUUACUACAUCGAUCCCACCGACAUGUUUACCGAAUCACUUCCGUUGCAACAGUGGCGCCUGCAUCAUGAACAGCUGGGUCUGCGACGGCUACAAGGACUGCAAUGAUGGCUCCGAUGAGGAAGCCUGCCCUACGUCACGACCCAACGUGACGACCACCUCACCGGUGCUCCCUGGCCGCUGCAGCAGGUUCGAGUUCGAGUGCCAGCAGCUGCACAAGUGCAUCCCCAAUUGGAAGCGAUGUGAUGGCUUGCGGGACUGCCAGGACGGCACGGAUGAGCGGAACUGCCCUACUCACAGCACCCUGUCGUGCCCCAGUGGUUAUAAAUGUGAGGACGGAGAGGCCUGCAUAAUGGUGACAGAGCGGUGUGAUGGAUAUCUGGACUGCUCAGAUAGCAGCGAUGAGAGGAACUGUACUGAUGACACCAUCGUGUACAAAGUCCAGAACCUCCAGUGGACGGCAGAUUUUUCCGGCGAUGUCACUCUGACAUGGGCUCGGCCAAAACGAAUGUCCUCGACCUCCUGUGUCUACAACGUCUAUUACAGGAUGGUCGGUGAAAGCAUUUGGAAGAUUUUGGAAACCCACAGCAACAAAACUAACAGCGUUUUGAAAGUCCUCAAGCCUGACUGCACCUAUCAGGUCAAAGUCCAAGUGCAGUGUCUCAGCCGAGUCUACAACACCAAUGACUUCAUCACCCUCCGGACACCCGAAGGAUUACCGGAUGCUCCCUUUAACCUUCAGCUGUCACUGAAAAAAGAAGCUGAGGUUGUGGUGAUGGGCUGCUGGAGUCCCCCCGUGAACGCCCACGGCCUCAUACGGGAAUUCAUCGUGGAAUACAGCAGGAGUGGAUCCAAGGAGUGGUCAUCCCUUAGAACCACCAGGAACUACACAGAGAUCAGGAACUUACAGGUCAACACGUUAUACACAGUUAGAGUUGCUGCAGUAACUAGUCGAGGAGUGGGAAAUUGGAGUGAUUCCAAAUCCAUAACCACCGUAAAAGGCAAAGUCAUUCCUCCACCAGUCAUACACAUCGAGAGCUACAGUGAGGACUCCAUAAGUUUCAGCCUAAAAAUGACUACUAAUAUCAAGGUCAGCGGUUACGUUGUGAACAUCUACUGGACAUUUGAUACGCACAGACAGGAAAAAAGGACUCUGAUCAUAGAAGGAGAAAAGUCCAUCCAAAAAGUGGCCAAUUUGACAGCACGUACCCCUUACGAAAUUUCUGCAUGGGCUAAGACGGAGCUGGGUGACAGCCCUCUGUCUUUUGUACACGUGGUGACCAGUGGGACAAGACCUGCAUCACCAAGUCUCAAAGCCAAGGCCAUCAACCAGACUGCAGUGGAGUGCAGCUGGACCGGACCAAGGAAUGUCGUCUAUGGCAUCUUCUAUGCCACGUCCUUCCUGGAGCUGUACAGGAGCCCUCACAACACCACCACCACCUCUCACAACAUCACUGUGAUCGUGCAGCGGGAUGAGCAGUACCUGUUUCUGGUCCGUGUGAUGUCUCCCUACCAAGGGCCUCCAUCUGACUACGUUGUGGUGAAGAUGAUUCCUGACAACCGGCUUCCCCCUCGGCAUCUCCACUCAGUGCACACUGGAAAGACGUUCGCAGUCAUUAAGUGGGAAUCACCCUACGACUCGCCUGACCAGGACAUGUUGUAUGCUGUCGCAGUUAAAGAUUUAGUAAGAAAAGCAGAUAAAAUCUACAAAGUGAAAACCCGGAACAGCACUGUGGAGUACACCAUUAAGAAACUUGAACCGGGAGGCAAAUACCAUGUGAUUGUUCAACUGGGAAAUAUGAGUAAAGAAUCCAGCGUGAAGAUCAACACAGUUCCACUGUCUGCACCAGAUGCCUUAAAAAUCAUAACAGAAAAUGACCACAUUCUGCUUUUUUGGAAGAGCUUGGCAUUAAAGGAAAGUAAUUUCAAUGAAAGUCGGGGUUAUGAGAUUCACAUGUUUGACAGCUUGAUGAACAUCACGGCUUAUCUGGGCAACACCACAGAAAACUUCUUCAAAGUUUCCAACCUGAAGAUAGGGCACAACUAUUCAUUCAGCGUUCAGGCCAGGUGCCUGUACAGCGGGCAGAUGUGCGGUGAGCCGGCCACGCUUCUCUAUGAUGAGCUAGGAACUGGCGAAGACUCCUCUGCAUCAAAAACUGGUAGAUCCACAGAUAUCGCUGCCGUCGUGGUACCGGUGCUGUUCCUGCUGCUGGUGACCCUCGGGAUCGGGUUCGUGGUGCUCUACAUGAGGCACAGACGGCUGCAGAACAGCUUCACUGCAUUUGCAAACAGCCACUACAGCUCCCGCCUGGGCUCAGCCAUAUUCUCCUCAGGAGAUGAUUUAGGAGAUGAGGAUGAUGAAGCCCCAAUGAUAACUGGAUUUUCAGAUGAUGUUCCCAUGGUCAUCGCAUGAAGCGCAUUUCUGACUGUACAAACCAAAUGGUGUAAAUAUUUUAUUUGAUAAAAAUAGUUGACUGUUUAUUUUAAAAAUGCACUUUGAGUUGCAAUAUGUUAUUUUUAUAUGGGCCAAAAAAGAAUUUAAAAAUACACUUUGUAGUAAUCAACUGUGAAUUGCAGUCUAGGUUGUUUUAGUAACAAAUUGCUUUGAUUUAACAUUAAUUUAGUCUUACAGGGCUAUGCUUGCUGGGCAUGCUUUUAAGUCUGUGAGAUAUUUUCUGUUAACUAAAUUGGCUACCCAUUUUAUUUUUCUAAGACAAGAAUAAAUUUAUUUAAAAAGAAAUUCAGGAGAUUAUAUAUGUAGAGAGAGAGAAGUAAUAUAGUCCCUGAAGGUUUUGCUUUUACUUUAAAUACAAAAAAUCCUUUAGACUUUUUUUUUUAUAUAGAAGUAUUUUUGUUGUGUUAAUUUAUUGGGAAAUCUGCUUGAGAACAGAUUUCCAAAGUCGUCAGACAUUGUACACAUUAUUGUGUAGAACAUGUGCCACUUUAUCUUGCGAGGCAGUAGGAUCUUGGCAUCCCUGUCAUUGUUCUUCCCACGAUAGUAAAAAAUCCUUAUUUUUACAUAUUCCCACCCGCUCUCUUAUUAAAAGAAUCUUUCAGCAAUCUCGGAGCCUAAGUCAAGAUGCUGCAGCGUAUCCCUUAUGUAGGAGUCUAUCUUCUUGCUGCCGUAACUCUAAGAGAAAGCAUCCAGGCUGCACCAAACCACGGUGCUGAGGGUUGUGCAAACCCUUGAAUGGUGAUGCUAAGGGCUGUUAGCAGGAGGGUUUCUGGGGCUGUUCCUGCACGAGAGCGGCAGCAGCACUGCAGAAUCCUUCUGCAGUGCCAUGCUAGCACCCAGACCUCAUAGUUUUGACCUUUCAGGUGUGCAGUGACAACAAUCCAUGCCAUGCCCUACCCUCCCACUGCUGCCCAAACCCCUUUGGAGGGCACCUGCAGCCACUGAGCUGCUGACCAUUAAUCUGUAGUUUACAUCACUGAAAAAGCUUGCCCUUACCCCCUUCAAACACAUUCCCCAGCUAAUCAGGACCCCAUUCCUCCAUGGAGUUCCUUUAAGAUGCUGCUAUGUCAGUGGGACGGAAGGGGGAGCCUCCACUGUGAGGAAACAGCUUCGCAUACAGAUUUUUCCAUGGUCCUACAGAGCCGUAAAUCUAAAUUCAUUUGGUUUACAGCAGGGAUUCAAUCCUCCUUCAUUAGUGUUUUCUAAAAGUAGCUGUAGUUGUACCUUCAGCUUUAGAAGGAACGUAUAUAUCCACAUAUAUAUAUUAUUUUCCCACCCAUCUCACAUUCCCAGUAGACAUAAUGCAGGCAACAGAGCUGAGCAGUAGAAAUGUCUGGUAACCACUGUUGAGGUUUUUUUUUUGUGAUAGCAAAAUGUGAAUCUCCCCAUGAAUCCAACCCCCUUGCCAAGCCAAGAGCGGCAACACGAGCGGAUGUUCACGGGUCACGUCUGGCCGUGCUCUAUAUGCAAAGCUUCGCACCGGUGAAAUACAGCACAUUGUCUUGUUUCCUUUGUUUAAACCAAGAAUAUUUUUGCAGUGUAAAUUCAGUUCGAAUUGCAGUCUUCCUAGAGAUGAAACGAGAGAGGCCAACUAUGUUUUGAUACAUGACCGAUCCAUUUAAUUUCACAUAUAUAAAAAAAUAGAAGUUCUAUGUGGUUUGAUAUUCUAUAGAAAUACUGACUCUAUUUUCAAUUACUGGUGUUAUCAUUCCCGGUGACAGAUUUUUUUCCCCCAAACUGGGACCAAACUAUACUCAGAUUUUUAUAAGUAGCAGCGAUCUUAGAGUUGUCAUAUUUUUAUCUUGUUAGCAGGUCAGGUGCUGUUCAGGAGUGAAAAAUUUGAGUAAAUCAACCCAGCACGUAUAGCUUGAUUUAGCUGGAAAUACAGCUACAUAGAGAGACCAGAAUCUGACCAGAGACUGAACUGUUUUUUCUAAAGAUAUAAAUCAAGUAUUUCAUAUAGGAAAGAAAGCCUAAUAGCAGAGAUAAAGUGUAGUGAACUCCUUCCUUAUUAAGCAAGCUUUUCUGGCACAAGUAUUGGAAAAAAAAGUUAUAGCGCCCCAGAUGAUGGUACUUCACUGGUGAGAAUCGCUGUUGGUCGUGUACUACUGCUUUACACCCCAGGGGUAAAUCCUGCUUGAAUACAGCGAGUAGAGUUUAGCCCAUCUUUAUCUGGAAGACAGAUGCCAAGGGGACCCUUGUAACCACUUUAUAUUCUGCAGAAAUCCCGUGGCUGGAUGCUUAUCUAGCGUCAGUCGGGGACAGGUCACUUCUGGCCACUCUGAAAGGCUCCAUUGUACGCGUGGCUCAGCCACAGUCGGCUGGAGCUCAGCCUAUUGCCAGCAAAGCAUUCUGUCAGACUAGCAUCCUUAAAGCCACCACUCCGAAUUACCUGGGCCUCCCUAACACACCCUGCGUGGAACGGAGUCCUUUGUGGUCACCCCCGCGUUGCACGGGGGGUUUGGGGGCACUGCAGCAGGCAGGCUUAGCGCAAAGCUGGAUUUCUCUUUCCAUGGACAGUACUGUAAUGCACGGGCACGCCCGACCGUCCGAGACUCUCCCUUCAUUGCAAAAAUCACCACUGUGCUCUCAGCAAAGCAGCUUCACAGGGCUAGUGUAUUUUGUAUAGAGAUAGAAGUCCAAGCCCCAGGUGGGGAGUGGGCAGGAUAGAUGCAAUUCUGGGUAAAGUGUAUAUUUUUUAUGAACUUUUGAAGCACAGAAUCUUGUUCACAGAGAUGUAUAAGGGGUGGGAGGGUUCUGGUGUAAAUACGGUACCUGGAUGUGUAUUUUGUUCUGGUUUUGUUUCAGUAGCCUAAUGCAAUGUGAAGCGUUACCCUUACUUUGGGGAGGUGACUGGGGUUUACCUCAUAGCAAUCCAGUGCAAUGUUCAGAUCCAUAAGGCAAAAAAAGGGUUUGGGAAGUAUCCUGGAUAGGAGGAUCUUCUCCCAGUUGAUUUAUGUUUGCACCCCUUUCAGAUCUCACUGCAGUCACCUGCCAGUACUCUGAAGUCCAUUUGAACCAAAGACUGAAGUCAAAGGCUAAAAUCUGGUGGGGUUUUGGAGCAUGAGGUUCAUUUUGCUUUGACUUGGGAUAUUUGGAGGGGUGUUUUGUGCAUUUUUGGGGUUUAGGUUUUUACAAGAAAAGACAAGGAGCGGCCACAUUUUCCAGGCUUGAGAUUUGAACACCCGUUCAAGGUCAAAAAAAGCGAUCCUUUCAGCCUAAAUAAAUCACAUCACUCUUUUCGGCCAUCGCUGCCUCCUCCGUAAAAAGGCUUUGGCAAGCGGGUAACCCCAGCUCCCACGUGCACAUGCAGCCACCCCUGUGGAGCCCAGGACCCUCUCUGGGUGCACGCAGGAGCCAAGCCAGGGCAUGAGCUCACAGUUCGGCCAACAGCCCGCACCUCAGAGAAAUGCCAAGAGGAGCUGCAGAGAGGGGUGAAGCACAUCGUGUUGACCUCAGGGGAAAGCUGUGCAUGCAGGGGAAAGGGAUAUUUCAUCUGCAGAAUAGCUGGCGUGCUCUAAGUCCCCACCCCAGCUAACCCUGCCAUAACUUGUUCCAUGUGCUCCUGCCUUGACACAGCAUUAGCAGGAAAGCACUGCAGAUUUAGUGCUGGGAAAAGGACUAUUUUCCUUGGACAGGGCUCAAGUUACAUAUUCCUAGAUGUAUAGGAGUGUAUACUCGGCCAGAAAGGCGAGGAGAAAGCAUACGAGAGCGAGGGAGCCUGUGAUAACACCGGCUGCCAACAUCCACACCAUCAUCUUUCGGCCUUGUGACUAAAGAACCUUUGUGUUUGCAGGGUGCAAGACACCUUGGAGGUCCCACAAUGGUGUGGCUUCUUGCUGGCUUCUAGAAACCCUGAGACAUGGAACCUGAAAGCUCUUGUCUGAGUGGAGAGGGAUCUGCCCCACCCAGACAACCAGCAGGGCAGGAUUAUUUACUAAUCCAGUUCCUAGAGCCCCAAAAUCACCUUGGCCACCAGGGAAAGCUCACCCGGGACAUUGGCUCUCCUGGACCAGCACAAGCUUUCCAUCAGGGCAGUCUUAGGGUCUGCACCCUUGAAAUCUCAUAGUAGGGACUGAGAAAUAUUUAAUGACAAACUUCACUGGUGGAAAUGUAAGACACGUUCAGGAAAGACCAAAAUAACAUUUUCUGAAACAACUUUCGAGUCUCCUUCAAAUGGACUUCAGGAGGGAAAUGGUGCAAUGGAGUGAGUUACUCUUGGACCCAGAGAGCAUCUUCAUUACUGGAACUAGCUGUAACAUUCAUAAUUAAUCCUUCAAAAUGUGCAGCCAGUCUAUAAUGAGUUUUUUUAGAGGUAGUGUCAACAUCUAAUCCAGUUCCUUAAGUGAAGUUUAAUAUGAUACCAUUGGAAUUGCUACUCUGUGUCAUUUUAUUUUUCAGUCACUGAUUUCUGCUCUGUUAUUAUUGCACAAUUUUGAAGGAAUUUUUGUCUGUCGAUUUUUUCCACUUGAUGAUAAUAAUAAAAAUUGGGUAAACAAAAUAUUUUUUUGGUUUCCAAAAUUAUUAUUUAGCUUCUGUGCAUCU